AUGACAACAAUCACAGCUUCAUUUAAUGAUACAUUUAAAGUGAGCGAUAAUGUGGCUGUUAUUGUUCCUGAAACAGGAGUUCUCGUAACAUAUCGUGAUCUAUCUCACAUGGUCGGUCAAUUCCAAACUUUAUUCCAUGACCCACAAUCUCCACUAACAGGAUUAGUUACCAGACAAGAAACUGUUGCAAUUUCUAUGAAGAAUAGUUUAGAAUUUAUUGUAGCAUUCUUAGGUUCUACUAUGGAUGGGAAAAUCGCUGCCCCAUUAAACUCAAAUUAUAAGUUCGAUGAGUUCAAUUUUUACUUGAAUGACUUGAAAUCUAAAGCUAUUUGUGUUCCCAAAGGUGUCGUUAUACAAAGUGAAAAGGCCGAAAUAAUGAGAUCAGCUAAGCAAUUUAGUUGUUAUGUUAUUGAAUUAGAAUUUAAUACAGAGAGGUUUAGAGUUGAAUAUGACGUAUACUCUCCAAAAGACAACUACAAAGGCAUUGUAUUUUCUUCCAGAAACAACCCUAAGUUUAUUAACAACGAUGAUACUAAGUUCCCAGGAUUUGCACGUUCCAGCGAUGUUGCAUUAAUUUUGCAUACUAGUGGUACAACUUCAAAACCUAAAACUGUACCUUUAUUACAUCUUAAUAUUGUUAGAAGUACUUUAAAUAUCAGUAAUACCUAUAAAUUAAAUCAAGAUGAUAGGUCUUAUACUGUCAUGCCAUUGUUCCAUGUGCAUGGUUUAAUUGGUGUUUUACUAUCCACAUUCAGAACGCAAGGAUCUGUUGUUGUACCAGAAAAGUUUAGUGCCAAGAGAUUCUGGGAUGAUUUUAUCAAAUAUAAAUGUAAUUGGUUUAGCUGUGUCCCAACUAUUAGUAUGAUUAUGUUAAACAUGCCAAAACCUUCCAAGCUUCCAUAUAUUAGAUUUAUUAGAUCAUGUUCUUCACCACUAGCACCAGUUACAUUCUCUAAAUUGGAAAAAGAGUUUAAUGCUCCAGUCUUAGAAGCCUAUGCAAUGACAGAAGCCUCUCAUCAAAUGACAUCUAAUAAUUUACCACCUGGAAAAAGAAAGCCAGGCACCGUUGGCCAACCGCAAGGUGUCGAGUUAUAUAUCUUAGACGAGAAGGACAAUAAACUAGAACAAGGCCAAAUCGGAGAAGUUUGCAUUAGAGGUGAAAACGUCACUCCCGGGUAUGCGAAUAAUCCAAAGGCAAAUAAAGAAAAUUUCACUUGGGAAUAUAAUUAUUUCAGAACAGGUGAUCAAGGUUACAUUGAUGCUGAAGGUUUCUUAGUGCUAACAGGUAGAAUUAAGGAAUUAAUCAACAGAGGUGGUGAAAAGAUUUCCCCUGCCGAAUUAGACAAUAUUAUGUUAUCAAAUCCAAAAGUCAGAGAAGCUGUAUGUUUUGCAGUACCUGAUUUGAAGUAUGGACAAAUUGUCAAUGCAGCAAUUGUAUUAAAGGAUAAUGAAACUAUGAGUUACGAAGAAUUGAUUAAAUUUAUGUCAAAUAAAGUUGCUAGUUUUAAAUUACCAAGUAAAGUAUAUUUUGUAAAACAAUUACCAAAGACAGCAACUGGAAAGAUCCAAAGGCGUAUAAUAGCUGAAAAACUAACUAAACCAGAAUCUAAAUUUUAA
Tetrapisispora phaffii CBS 4417 is the source of this 1617-nucleotide messenger RNA. RefSeq names its product Pcs60p (gene PCS60). The transcript has a single exon. Gene Ontology annotation, biological process: fatty acid metabolic process. Lineage: Eukaryota; Fungi; Ascomycota; Saccharomycetes; Saccharomycetales; Saccharomycetaceae. The record is from RefSeq and is a predicted model, not a curated record. Gene Ontology annotation, molecular function: medium-chain fatty acid-CoA ligase activity. The coding region runs from base 1 to 1617 and encodes 538 amino acids.